ACUCAGCACCACCACCACAAGCUCUAAAAGCUAGCACAAGCAACCCAACCCACUUCUCAGUUUCUCUCUUAGCUGAAGUUUUUGUUUUCACAAAACAAAAACAGAUAUAUCACUUAGCUAGUUUUUGCAUGGCAGUGAGCUUGUUGGCACAUGUGGUAAUAUCAGACCUCUGCCUUGGCAAGCCGGCCUUGAGGUCCUUACCCAUCUCAGCCACCAUUGCUGACGCCUUGGCUGCUUUGAGAAACUCUGAAGACAACUUCAUCAGCAUAUGGGACUGUGCUGAUCACCACGCUGCUCACUCAGUCUCAGUUAAUGUUGGUGGUGAUCACCGGAGCUGUACAUGUAAAUGUGUUGGCAAGGUGUGCAUGGUAGAUGUGAUAUGCUAUCUUUGCAAAGAUGACAGCUUGUUGUCUCCUUGUACAGCUCUUAAGGCACCUGUCUCUGCAAUCUUGCCAAAGAUUCCGGGACUCGUGAUGCAUUUGGAACCAUCUUCAAGCUUAUUAGAAGCCAUUGAUCUCAUCCUUGAAGGAACCCAGAACCUAGUGGUACCAAUACAAACCAGAAUAAGCAACUAUUCAAGAAGAAAACAGCUUCAAAAGCCAUCAACCACAGGGUUUGCAACUACCAUCCACAACGGCUUUGAAUACUGUUGGCUAACUCAGGAGGACAUAAUCCGAUUCCUCCUCAGCUCUAUUGGCCUAUUCUCUCCAAUUCCAGCACUCUCUAUUGACACUCUUGGCAUUAUCAACACUGACAUCUUAGCCAUUGACUAUCACUCUCCAGCCUCAUCAGCAGUAAAAUCUAUAUCACGUUCACUAGCUGAACAAACUUCUGUUGCUGUUGUUGACAGUGAGGGAACUUUGAUAGGGGAGAUCUCGCCAUUCACGCUCGCCUGCUGCGACGAAACGGUUGCUGCAGCCAUCACAACCUUGUCCUCUGGGGACCUAAUGGCUUACAUUGAUUGUGGAGGGCCUCCAGAAGAUUUAGUCAGGUUGGUUAAAGCAAGGUUGAAGGAAAAGAAUCUAGAUGGCAUGUUGGAAGCUUAUAUUCAAUCAGCUUAUUCAAGUAGCACUUCAUCUUCAUCUGAUGAUGAGUCUUCGUUGUCUCCUCCAAGGUCAGGAAAGUAUAGCAGGUCUAUGAGUUACUCGGCCAGGAUGGUGAGGAGGGCAGAGGCAAUAGUUUGUCACCCCAAGAGUUCUUUGGUGGCAGUGAUGAUUCAAGCAAUUGCUCAUCGUGUGAAUUAUGUUUGGGUUAUCGAGGAUGAUUGUAGCUUGGUUGGAAUUGUCACAUUUUGUGAAAUGUUAAAGGUUUUCAGGGAACAUUUAGGGUCAAUGGGUUAGAAAGUUUUGGGCUCAUCCUCAUCAUCUGGCGGUGGGCUAAGAUAAUGGUAGGGGAAAAGGUUAAAAAGCAAGAAAGUGUUGUGAAUAUGAGACUUUUUUGGUUUUAAUAUUAUUGAAGUUGGGUCUUUGUUUGUAUGAUUAA
Messenger RNA from Quercus lobata, 1482 nucleotides. Its product is annotated as CBS domain-containing protein CBSX5-like. The record is from RefSeq and is a predicted model, not a curated record. Gene Ontology annotation, cellular component: cytoplasm; nucleus. Bases 129 to 1340 code for a protein of 403 amino acids. The transcript has 2 exons. NCBI's taxonomy places the organism in Eukaryota, Viridiplantae, Streptophyta, Magnoliopsida, Fagales, Fagaceae.